This is a messenger RNA of Symbiodinium necroappetens, 1224 nucleotides long. The record is from the annotation of a GenBank genome assembly. Lineage: Eukaryota; Dinophyceae; Suessiales; Symbiodiniaceae.
AUGGGCAAGACCGCGGUGUUUGUCUUGGCCUGUUUGCAACAGGUAGAUUCAUCGGAGAAGGCCGUUCGAACUCUAGUGAUCUGCCACACCCGCGAGCUGGCGUACCAGAUCAAGCACGAGUUCGAGCGCUUUGCCAAGUACUUCCCAGAGAUCAAAACUGCUGUGGUGUACGGCGGCACCCCUAUGCAGAACGACAAAGAUCUCCUUAAGGACUCGUGCCCGCAUAUCUUGAUUGGUACACCGGGCCGGGUCUUGGCACUCCUCCGCGAGAAGGACCUGAAGCUUGACAAGAUUCAGCAGUUUGUCCUGGACGAGUGCGACAAGUGCCUCGACAAAGUGGACAUGCGAAAGGACGUGCAGCAGAUCUUCAUGGAGACGCCGAAGAAGAAGCAGGUCAUGAUGUUCAGCGCGACGAUGUCUGCGGAGACCCGAGCACUCUGCAAAAAGUUCAUGCAGGAUCCGCACGAGAUCCGGGUUGACGAGGAGUCGAAGCUUACUCUGCACGGUCUCCUCCAGUACUAUGUGAAGCUCACUGAGAAGGAGAAGAACCGAAAGCUGAACGACCUUCUCGAUGCUCUGGAGUUCAACCAGGUCGUUAUCUUCGUCAAGUCUGUGCAGCGGGCCAUCGCGCUGGACAAGCUGCUUGUCGAAUGCAACUUUCCUUCUAUUGCCAUCCACUCGGGCCUUCAACAGGAAGACCGCAUUGCUCGGUAUAAGCAGUUCAAAGAGUUUCAGAAGCGGAUCAUGGUAUCCACGGAUCUCUUCGGGCGUGGCAUCGACAUCGAGCGAGUGAACAUUGUUAUCAACUAUGACAUGCCGGACGAGAGUGACUCCUACCUCCAUCGUGUCGGUCGUGCCGGACGCUUCGGCACCAAGGGUCUCGCGAUCACCUUCGUGGCGACGGACGAGGAUCAAGAGGUCCUGAAGAAGGUGCAGGAAAGAUUCGAGGCGGGAUGGCGUGGUAUGAGCAGAGCUUCAGGACUCUGGACGGGACCGGUGGCAAGCAUGAUGAUGAUGCCAUCUAGACCACGUUCCAUCUUUAUGUUCGCCUUGUCCAAAAUAUUCCAACUUGGUACUCUACUUCUAAUCGUUUGCCAAGUCAUGCCGAGUCCUUUCCCUCUUGCUUUGACCGCUAAGGUUGCUCAGGCUUUGAAGCAGUUUUGGGAGAGAGCAAGAGCAGAGCCAAGAAUUCGACUUUCGGGCCUUCUCCGACAUAUCAGAUGA